Melitaea cinxia (Glanville fritillary) is the source of this 1156-nucleotide messenger RNA. It is a transcript of the gene Ddrgk1, whose product is annotated as DDRGK domain-containing protein 1. The transcript has 6 exons. Bases 187 to 1059 code for a protein of 290 amino acids. The record is from RefSeq and is a predicted model, not a curated record. NCBI's taxonomy places the organism in Eukaryota, Metazoa, Arthropoda, Insecta, Lepidoptera, Nymphalidae.
UGACGUUACGAUGACAUAAAUACAAAAUGUGUACCAAUUGCAAUUUUAAUUUAUUAAAUAAAAACAUUCUAUAUGCGUAUUUAACUCAAAUCUAAAACACGAGAAUACUUAUUUAUUUUAUCGACUAUAUCUUUUUUCUAUUAUUGCUUUAACUAGAUCCCAGUCAGCAAAUUUUUUAAAACAGUCAUGGACCCUUUCAUUAUAGCAGCUAUUAUUAGCGCUUUUGUAAUUAUUGCUUUAUCAAUAGCGUUCUUACGUGUCUCACAGGUAAAUCCACAACCUGGAGCAAGACCACGGGCAGUUGCUCCAAGAGAUGGAGGUCCAGGCAGGGUACAAGCUGUUAGAAAUCAAAGGGCACGGAUGAGAGCUAACGCCGCUAGACACCAGCCAACAUUGAUAGAAGAGGAACCAGCGUUAGAAGAGGAAGCUGAAGAAGAUGGCAUCCCUGAAGCACAAAAAUUGGACAUUGACGACAAAAUGGGAGCUAAGAAACGUGCAAAACUAGAAGCGAAAAUGGAGAAAAAGAAAGCAAGAGAAGCUGAAGAACAAAUGCGUGAAAUGAAGAAAAAACGGGAUGAAGAAAUGGAAGAGGAGAGACGGAAACUUGAAGAGAAAAGAGAGGAAGAGGAAAGGAAAGUCGAAGAGGCCGCACGUAAACUAGAGGAGGAACGCAAGAAGCGUGAACAAGAAGAAUAUGAAGCUUUGAAAGCAGCGUUCACCGUCGAAGGGGAAGGCUUUGAUGAAAACCAAGAACAAGAUCAGGAGAAUAUGUUAAAACAAUUCAUAGACUAUAUUAAGGCUCAAAAAGUCGUUUUGUUGGAAGACUUAGCAGGACAUUUCAAAAUUAAAACACAAGCUGCUAUUGACCGACUAACAGAUUUACAAGCAAGUGGUGAACUAACAGGAGUUAUAGAUGACAGAGGAAAAUUUAUAUACAUCUCACAAAAAGAACUUGAAGAUGUUGCUAAAUUCAUAAAGCAAAGAGGAAGAGUUUCUAUAUCUGAACUGGCAGAGAGCAGCAAUGAUUUAAUCAAUUUAAGCCCUGUUACAGUUACAUAGGUCAUACAGAUUAUAGUAAGUACUCACAAAUGUUUUUGAAGCAAUUGUUAUUUUUUUAAUAUAUAAAGAAAGUAAUAAAAUUUUUGUUAAAAUGCAA